GAUUAUUUGAUGGAUGAAAAAAAAUCCAUUAGUUUCCUCAAAAGUAUUAAAAAGAAGUUAUCUGUAAAAAACUUUCAUAAGUUUAGAAAGAAGAAUACAGUAAAAGAGCCUCAUGAAUCAGAUGCAGGAACGAGUGGUGCCGAUUUGAAGGAAAUAAAUGCUCCAAGCCAUGAAAUAUUUGCUGGACUUAAAGAAGAUUGUCUCAGUAUAAAUGAUUCUGUAGACUUAAAAUUAUCUGAACGCAUUUCACAAUCUGAAGAUGCUGUCGAUUUUGAAAAUCAACGCAAUGCCGAUCAUUCUAAAAUAGAGACUAUGUGCAACUCAAAAGAAUCAACACAUAUCAAUACUAAUACUAUAACGACAGUUCACACUCAUAAUAACUUUAGCAGAGGAGAAAAUAAUUUAGAUGAACCAAAUGUUAUUAAUGAAGAAUCGAGUCAAUCGACUUUAUCACUAGAAUUGCUAAAACUGAGUAAAUAUGGAUGGUAUUGGGGGCCUAUGUCUGGUGAACAGGCUGAUGCUCAAUUACUUUCGGAACCAGAUGGUGCUUUUUUAAUUCGAGAUUCAUCUGAUGAUAGGCAUUUAUUAACGUUAAGUUUUAAAUCCGCCGGGAAAUUAUUGCACGCACGAAUCGAGCACAGUGGUGGGAUGUUUUCGCUCUGUAACCAAGGCGAAAGUGGUAGAUUUUCAUCGAUACCAGCUCUUGUCGAUCAUUCAAUGAGUUUCAGUAAAUAUUCGGUAUUUUGUUAUUCACGACCUAGGCAUCCAGGUCAUCCGGCAUUUCCUGUUCGACUCACGAAACCUGUCAGCCGUUUCACACAAAUCCGAAGUUUACAAUAUUUAUGCCGAUUUGUUAUUCGACAAAAUACUCGACGGGAUAAUAUUCAUAAACUUCCUUUACCAGAAGCCAUCAAAAGAUAUGUUGAAGAAGAUUAUUAUUAA
Cotesia congregata is the source of this 942-nucleotide messenger RNA. The record is from the annotation of a GenBank genome assembly. NCBI's taxonomy places the organism in Eukaryota, Metazoa, Arthropoda, Insecta, Hymenoptera, Braconidae.